UCGUGUGUGGACGUCGUGUGUAGUUUUGUAUUCGUAUAAAAGUUGCUCCAAAAUAGAUGUCAAAAUGUCAAAUAAGCCACUGAUUUAUGAUGGAGAAAACACCAAUGCUCCACUCCUCAGUGGUGAAACUUUCUGCGAUGAUGGAUUUUCAACGCCACUUCUAUCCAGUGGCCACUCUUUGGUUCUUCAUUUUCAUUCGGACGACACAGCCACCUUUGCAGGUUUCAAGAUUUUAUAUACAGGUGUAUGCUCUGGCCAGACGAUCACUGUACCAGUGGGAGGCAGUGGGUUCAUCGAGAGCCCUUUGUACCCAGACAUCUACCCAGGUGACAUCAGCUGUGGCUGGCUGUUGCAGACAGACCCCGGUCACCGCAUCAAUGUUAACUUUGACAAAUUGCUUCUGAACAACGACUGUGCAGCGUCUAACAUCCAGUUCUAUGAUGGUUCCAGCCAGUCAGCCAAUCUCUUGGGUCAGUUUUGUCAAACGGACAGCCCAUCUCUCUCACCGCCUAACGAUGUCAGCUCUACCACAAAUUUCUUGUACUUUUCAUUUUCUGGUGAUUCCAACCCAGUGGAUGAGAUGUUCCAACUGGUCUACUCUACUGAUAUUGAUGAUUGCGCAGGGAGUAAUGACUGCCAGAACGGUGUAUGUAGGGAUGGAGUGAACACGUACACUUGUGACUGUACAGCGGGCUACAUGGGAGAUCUCUGUGAACGAGUGGCUUACUGUGCAGACGUACCUUGUCAGUUUGGCACAUGCUAUGAAGUAGCUGAUGGGUUUACCUGUGCCUGCGACCCUGGCUACGACGGACUUACAUGUGACAACGAUAUUAAUGAAUGCUCAAGUACUCCUUGCGGUCAUGGUGGGCAGUGUGAGGAUCAAGUCAAUGGAUUCAUUUGUUCCUGUGCUGAUGGGUUUACAGACGACACUUGCCAGACAAAUAUAAAUGAAUGUGAGAGUGCACCAUGCCAGCAUGACUCGCCCUGCGUAGAUGAAGUGAACGGAUACCAGUGUUUAUGUACAGCAGGCUACGAGGGGAACCACUGCCAGACUGAUAUCAAUGAAUGUGAAAGCAACCCUUGCCUGCAUGGAUCUACAUGUCUUGAUGGACUGAAUAACUAUGAGUGUAUCUGCGUGCUGGGAUACAAUGGAAUCAACUGUGAACAAGAGUUGAAUGAAUGUGGGGAUGCACCAUGCCAGCAUGAAUCGACCUGCCUGGAUCUAGUGAAUGACUACCAAUGUAUAUGUACACCAGGGUACGAUGGAAACAACUGCCAAAAUGACAUCAAUGAAUGUGCGAGCCUCCCUUGCCAGCACGGAUCAACAUGUAAUGAUGAAGUGGAUGGUUAUGAGUGUGCAUGCCAACCAGGCUACGACGGAAUCAACUGCCAAAUUGACAUCAAUGAAUGCACAAGCCUCCCUUGCCAGCAUGGAUCAACAUGUAAUGAUGAAGUGAAUGGUUACCAGUGUGAAUGUCUACCAGGAUAUGACGGAACAAACUGCCAAAUUGAUUUGGAUGAAUGUGCAAGUAAUCCAUGCCAGAAUGGGUCACCGUGUGAGGAUCAAAUUGACGGGUACCUGUGUGAAUGUCUACCAGGCUAUGAUGGAGCCCACUGCCAAAUAGACAUCAAUGAAUGUGCGAGCCUUCCCUGUCAGCAUGGAUCAAUAUGCACUGAUGAAGUGAAUGGUUAUCAGUGUGCAUGUUUACCAGGCUACGACGGAAUCAACUGCCAAACAGAUAUCAAUGAGUGCUCCUCUAAACCAUGUGCCAAUGAUGGAGAAUGCAGUGAUCUUGUGAAUGGAUACAAAUGUAGAUGCCAAGUGGGAUACACAGGAACCAACUGCACUAUAGAUGUUGAUGAGUGUGCUAGCGAUCCUUGUUAUAAUGAUGGAGAGUGCGUGGAUCUUGUCAACAGCUACAGGUGUGUCUGCGCUGAAGGUUUCAUUGGAGACAGAUGUGAAGCUGAGGAUAUUAAGGAAGUCUGUGCUGGUGGUCAGGAUGACAUUGAAGGGAGUGGCUUAGUGUGGGAUGAAACGGAACCAGGAGAGACCAACAUCAAAGCAUGUCCAGAAGGAGUUAUUGGCAAUGCAUCCAGACUGUGUGAUGUGACGGCCAACUGGGCUAACCCAGAUCUUUCAGGAUGUGUCAGUCCAGCAUUCGCUGAGCUCAACAAUAAGGUGGAGCUACUGAAGUCCGGCAAUGCGAGUGCGUCCGACGUUCUGGACCUCGCAACCUCUCUGCAGAAUAUCACUGGAGGAGGGGAGGAGGAGGGGGCGGAGUCCAAAAAGAUCUACCCUGGGGACAUGGAUAUCGCUGCAAAAAGCUUUGGUGUGAUCGCUGGGGCAACCGGCUCGGCCAAAGGUCUUGAUGUGGACACUGCAAAAGACCUAACUAUGGCAUGCGCAGGAACUUUUGAUAAUGUGGCUGAUGAAUCACAGCUCCAUGCCUGGAAGAAUGCCAACAAUCCUGGCAAAGUAGCUUCCAGUGUGACAGAGAUGAUGGGCUCUAUGGAGGCCAUAGUGGAUGUGGUAGUCAGACAAGACGCUAAGACAAGGAACAGUAGUCAGAGCUAUGAUAACUCCACAGAAGAAGAAACUAUUCUGCUUAUCAAGGAAAAGAAUCUGGAGAUUCAAGUCAAGACGUGGAGCGACCAAGAUAAGGAAUCGACAGGAGUGAUUGAGACAGAUGAAGAUGGUCAGCCCCUCAGUAGGGUGGAGCUACCUGCAGAUCUAUUAGAUUGGGCAGAUGAGGUUAAUAGCACAGGUCCUGUUAGAAUCAUGACGGCUAAGUAUAAAUCUGCAGGAGAUCUUUUGACUCUGGAAAGUUCAGCUGCCGAAAAUGAAAGCAGAUCGGACUUUGUCAAUACCAACGUCCUCUCAGUGAAGGUGUUGGGACUACCGGAGGACAACUUUCAGGUAUUGGCGUCACCAGUAAGACUGGUCUUCAAGCAUAAAGAGACUGGAGCCAAUAAUUCACGCUGUGUCUACCUCAACAUGACUUCUACAGAUGCUGAAACUCGCUGGAGCAAUGUUGGAUGUUAUGUCAAGUCCGCCAAUGCUACACAUACAGUGUGUGAAUGCACUCAUCUGACUAACUUUGCUAUACUCAUGGACGUCCACGGAGUGCACGAUAAGAUUGCUGUGGGUCAUCAAACUGCUCUGUCCGUCUUGUCAUACAUCGGUGGCACUUUAUCUGUCUUAGGUUGCUUCUUCUCCAUCAUCAUCUAUCAGUUCUUCAGGUUGAAAUCAGAUCGUAUCCGAGUGCAUGAGAAUCUGGCUGCUACCAUCGCUCUCUCCCAACUCAUAUUCCUGGUUGGCAUUGAGAGAAAUGAAGUUCAGUGGGUGUGUAAGGUGAUUGCUAUUGUACUACACUACUCUCUGACUGCCAUGUUCUGCUGGAUGUUGGUAGAGGGAAUCCAACUGUAUCUAGCCCUGGUUCAUGUCUUUGGAUCCUCUAGUCACAUCAAGAAAUAUCUCCUGCUUGGUUGGGGUGAGUAG
Messenger RNA from Asterias rubens (European starfish), 3499 nucleotides. RefSeq names its product fibropellin-1-like. The record is from RefSeq and is a predicted model, not a curated record. Gene Ontology annotation, molecular function: Notch binding; calcium ion binding; G protein-coupled receptor activity. Gene Ontology annotation, biological process: Notch signaling pathway; G protein-coupled receptor signaling pathway. The transcript has 29 exons. Bases 65 to 3499 code for a protein of 1144 amino acids. Gene Ontology annotation, cellular component: membrane. NCBI's taxonomy places the organism in Eukaryota, Metazoa, Echinodermata, Asteroidea, Forcipulatida, Asteriidae.